Molecule: messenger RNA, 590 nt
Organism: Saccoglossus kowalevskii
Lineage: Eukaryota; Metazoa; Hemichordata; Enteropneusta; Harrimaniidae
Source: RefSeq, a predicted model, not a curated record
AGGAAACCAUUUCGCAAAACUUGUGGUGACCGCCGCCCAUUCAAAUAUUAAACACUCGGGUUCCCAGGCAACAAUCACACAUAUUCGCCAAAGAUUUUGGAUUCCACAAAUUCGGCCGUUUGUGAGAUCGAUACUGAGAAAUUGUGUUGUCUGUCGGUUAGUGUGUGGAAAACCCUACAGGAAACCGAUUCCUGCACCCCUACAAGCAUGUAGAUUACGUAAUGCUCCACCCUUCACCGUUACAGGUGUGGACUUUACCGGAGCCGUGUUUGUCUCGGUAGAGAAGUCAGAGCGGAAAGCCUAUAUCUGUUUAUUCACAUGCGCUGUGACUCGGGCUAUUCAUUUAGAAUUGGUUAUGGAUCUCUCUACCGAUACAUUUUUACGUGCCUUCAGACGGUUUGCUGCGAGGCGUUCAUUACCUAGUAAAAUUAUUUCGGACAAUGGAUCAACGUAUCUUUCCGCAGCUAAAGAAAUACAGGAAUUAUUCGAGUCAGCGUCAAUUCAAAACUACUUUGCAAACCACCGCAUGGAGUGGUCCUUCAUACCAAAACGUGCCCCUUGGUUUGGAGGAUUUUGGGAGAGACUUAUUG